AUGAGUACAACAUUUAGAUAUUCUGCUGCUUCUGAUUUCCAUCAACCAUUAGGUUCUAACAAGAAUAAUGUCUUUGAAAGAAAUAAUUCAACUGUUUCUUCUACUAAUUCAUUGAUGUCAAACAAUUCCGAUACUAAUACUGCUGCUACUGCUGCUACUAGUGGAUCCACUACUAAUAAUGUCAAACGUAUGCAUUCAUCUUUGAUUAGUAAAUAUAAUAGUAAUCGUUCCACAAUUUUUACAAAUGAUACUGAUUCAAUAUCUAGUUCCAUGUCGUAUGACAACAAUUCCACACUUGCUAGCUCAGUAUCACCCAAUUCUCCAGCAAAUCAUCAUUCAAGCAAACAUCAACACCAAUUACCUUCUUAUAUGAUGAAUAAAUCUCCUCAAUAUAUUCAUCAAUCAACAUCUCGUCAUAGUAAUCUUAACAACACUAAUAAUCUUCUUCACAAUACUCAUAGUAAUCAUAGUCAGCAUAGUCAACAUCAACAUAUUUUGAAUGAAGAUUUAGUGACAUUGAAUAGUUCUAUGGAUAAUUUAGAAGAUGGAUUUUAUAAAUUGAUUAGAUUGGAUACAAGAAUAUCAUUUGAAUCAUAUUAUGUUGAACAAAAACAAGAACAAUAUAAAGUCAAAUUGCAAUUAAAUAAACAUCAAAUUGAUUUACUUAGAUAUACCUGGAAUCAAAUGUUAUUAGAAGAAAGUAAUGAAGAUGAAAUUUUUGAUGAUGGUGGUAUUGAUAAUUAUGAUCUUGAUGAAGAAGGCAAUAUUGAAGAAAAUAUUAAUGUUUAUUAUGCCAAUAAUGAUAGUAUUCCUGGUGCUUUCCCCACUGGUUACAAUAAUAGUCGAAGAAGAAUCAUUAAAAGAAAAUCGUCUCGUAAUGUUAAUGGUAGUGGAAGCACAAAUACAAAUACUAUGACGAGACUUGAUUCUACCACUAUUGCAUCAUCAUUAUUUUGUCGACAAUUAUAUUUCAAUUUAUUAAGUAAAGAUCCAACAUUAGAAAAAAUGUUUCCAUCGAUUAAACAUCAAGCAGCUAAUAUGGCCGGGAUACUUUCAUUAACGAUAUCACAAUUGGAAAAUUUAUCAAUUUUAGAUGAAUAUUUAGCUAAAUUGGGUAAAUUACAUUCAAGAGUUUUAAAUAUUGAAGAAGCUCAUUUUAAAUUGAUGGGGGAAGCAUUUGUUCAAACUUUUCAAGAAAGAUUUGGAUCAAAAUUUACUAAAGAAUUGGAAAAUUUAUGGAUCAAAUUAUAUUUAUAUAUUGCUAAUACUUUAUUACAAACUGGGAUUGAUCCAGUAUUAAAAUUGACUCGUUAUGAACUGAAUGGCAGUUUUACAACUUCAACUAAUAUUGAUUUGACUAAUGGUGAUAGUAUACUUCUUGAUGAUACUGAUACUGAUAAUGAUAAUGUCAGUGUUAGUAAUAUUCUAGAUCCAAAACAUCAACAACAACAAUACGGUGGUUCUUCAUUUAAUCAAGAUGAUAAUGAUAACAACAACGAUGGUGGUGUUCAUCCAUCUACAAAUACUGUUGUGCUCACAAAAUCAAAUAUACUGAUCAUUGAAAGUGUAGCACCACAUCAUCAACAACAAAAGAAUAGUUCUGGUUCCUCUGCUGCCACUCCUACAGCUCCUUCAAAGAAGAGUAAAUUCAGUAUUAGAAAAAAGAAAAAGGAAAAUUGUGUGGUUAUGUAG
Messenger RNA from Candida albicans SC5314, 1692 nucleotides. RefSeq lists its product as uncharacterized. The coding region runs from base 1 to 1692 and encodes 563 amino acids. Gene Ontology annotation, molecular function: heme binding; oxygen binding; nitric oxide dioxygenase [NAD(P)H] activity. The record is from RefSeq and is a predicted model, not a curated record. The transcript has a single exon. Lineage: Eukaryota; Fungi; Ascomycota; Pichiomycetes; Serinales; Debaryomycetaceae. Gene Ontology annotation, cellular component: intracellular anatomical structure. Gene Ontology annotation, biological process: cellular response to nitrosative stress; nitric oxide catabolic process.